Molecule: messenger RNA, 528 nt
Organism: Penicillium cinerascens
Lineage: Eukaryota; Fungi; Ascomycota; Eurotiomycetes; Eurotiales; Aspergillaceae
Product: GFA family protein
Exons: 1
Coding region: 1-528 (175 amino acids)
Molecular function (GO): carbon-sulfur lyase activity
Source: RefSeq, a predicted model, not a curated record
AUGGCUACGCCGACUGAUAAAUCUAAGCCCUACUUCCCUCUAGCAGGGGUCGCUGGCGAUGGCUGGUCGAAGAAAGACUCGGCAACCGCAACAUGCUUCUGCGGCAUCGUGCAGCUCGCAUUUCCCACCCAAAAGCCUGGCCUCGUCGGCACUUUUGUCUGCAAUUGUACUGACUGCCGCAAGAUCACGGCGUCUAUGUUCGCCACGAACUUCACCGUCCUAGACACAUAUCUCACCCACGUUCGCGGUCGCGACAAUCUAACAGCAUACGGUCAGUCGAACACUAUCUCAUCGGGAAAAUUGAUGACGAACUAUUUCUGCUCCACCUGCGGCACGCUUAUGUAUCGGGUCGGUGAAGCGUUCCCGGGAAAGAGUAUCCUACGUGUCGGUACGGUAGACGACUUCCAUCUACACGAGACAAAGCUGAAGCCGAGGCGUGAGAUCUAUGUCAAGGAUCGUGUUAGCUGGCUAAGUGCUGUGGAGGGGGUGGAGCAGUGUCUAGGAGGAGGCCAAGGAGUUAAACUAUAG